Molecule: messenger RNA, 1801 nt
Organism: Hippocampus comes (tiger tail seahorse)
Lineage: Eukaryota; Metazoa; Chordata; Actinopteri; Syngnathiformes; Syngnathidae
Gene: ublcp1
Product: ubiquitin-like domain containing CTD phosphatase 1
Exons: 10
Coding region: 378-1334 (318 amino acids)
Biological process (GO): protein dephosphorylation; regulation of proteasome assembly
Cellular component (GO): nucleus
Molecular function (GO): protein binding; protein serine/threonine phosphatase activity
Source: RefSeq, a predicted model, not a curated record
UCUCGACGUCACUGCCGGCGGAAGGCGCCAAGCCAGGAACACGCUCUUUGCUCCCGUCUUUUUUUGAUUUUAUUAAAGGUGUGUGUGUGUGUGUGUGUGUCGGAAGAGGGAAGGUUCGUCACCUUCUCGCUGGCGUCGUCGAACGAAGCAGACUAAGCGAUCGGACGCUCCGCCUGCCGUUUGUCCCGCGUCUCAUGCGCUAACUCGCUCCGCCGGGCGAGGUAAGUCACAGCGGGCUCGCCGGCGGCUCGUGUUAGCGGUUAGCCGCCCGCUUUGCUCGCCGGCAGUUAGCCUCCUCGGCUAAAAACAUCAACACGGCCGGCCGCGUCUCACCCUUGUGCUUCCGCAGCGCGCGCGAGCGCGCGCGUGAUCGAGCCAUGUCCGUGUCCGUGAUCAUCAAGUGGGGGGGCCAAGAAUACGCCAUCACGUCGCUGUCCGAGGAGGACACCGUCAUGGACCUCAAGCAGUCCAUCAAGGCUCUGACCGGCGUGCUGCCCGAGAGGCAGAAGCUGCUCGGGCUCAAGGUCAAAGGGAAGGCGGCGGAGGACCAGGUGAAGCUGGGCUCCCUCAAGCUGAAGCCCAACACCAAGAUCAUGAUGAUGGGCACCAGGGAGGAGGGCCUGGAGGAGGUCCUGGCCCCUCCGCCCGAGAACGACGACGUGGUCAACGACUUUGACAUCGAGGAGGAGGUCAUCGAAGUGGAGAACAGGGAGGAGAACCUGGCCAAGAUCGCUCGCCGCGUCAAAGACUACAAGGUGGAGGAGAUGAACUCCCCCAGGGAAGGCAAGAGACUUCUGGUGCUGGACGUGGACUACACUUUGUUUGACCACAAGUCGUGCGCGGAGAGCGGCCAGGAGCUGAUGAGGCCGUACCUGCACGAGUUCCUGACGUCGGCCUACGCCGAUUACGACAUCGUCAUCUGGUCCGCCACCAGCAUGAAGUGGAUCGACGCCAAAAUGAAGGAGCUGGGCGGGCGAAACAACCCAAACUACAAGAUCACGUUCAUGCUGGACAGCGCCGCCAUGAUCACUGUGCACACGCCCAAAAGAGGCGUGGUUGAGGUCAAGCCGCUGGGUGUGAUCUGGGGCAAGUACGAGCGCUUCUACAGCCGCAAGAACACCAUCAUGUUGGAUGACAUCGGGCGCAACUUCCUGAUGAACCCGCAGAACGGGCUCAAGAUCCGGCCCUUCAUGAAGGCGCACGUGAACCGCGAGAAGGACCGCGAGCUCCAGAAGCUGAGCGAGUACUUGAAGGAGAUCGCCACGCUGGACGACUUCAGCGCCCUCAACCACAAACACUGGGAGAGGUACCUGUCCAAGAGGCAGCAACACUGACCACAAUGACGACAUCACAGCAGCACACUGGAAAAACAAUUCCUGCAGCUGAACUCCACCCCCUGCACACAUGCACUGUGUGUGUGUGUGUUCGCGCACACCCCCACGUCCAGUCUCCUGACACGAAAGGCAGCGCCGCAGUCAGCGCCCCGGCGCUUCCGGCCACAACGAUGCACACGCACGCCCCAGCAUGAAAGCAGCGACACAAACAACACGCCACAAGAUGCAAGCGAAGCGACAAAAACACACGCACAACGGAACGCAGCGACAACAACACACAAACGCGGUGACGUUGCCCGCGCCAUGCGGCGGCGCAACGCGAGAAAAAUGCGAACGCAACAACACCAUGCGGCGACAGCGCCGACGAAACCGAGCCAGUACAGCAAAGUGUCGCACGUUGUCACGGAAACAGCCGGAGGAAUGCGUGCGUAUACAUGAAUAAAAAAAAAACUUUUUUUUGUACCCAA